Molecule: messenger RNA, 252 nt
Organism: Clonostachys solani
Lineage: Eukaryota; Fungi; Ascomycota; Sordariomycetes; Hypocreales; Bionectriaceae
Source: the annotation of a GenBank genome assembly
AUGCUGGUGCGCAGCAACCCCAUCGUCGAUGGCCCCAUUCUGGGCGAGCGACGCCAAGGCAAGGAUGUCAUGACCAUGUCCUUGACCAUGGCAUUGGCCCUACCAGGGAGGGCCCACCCGGUCAAGGUGGUGUUGAAUGAGAGAGGGACGGUCAAGGGGUGGGCCAGGAGGUGGGGAGGAAGCUGGGCCGUAUCCCAAACGGACUUUUUUUGGUGGAGAGGCAAGUCCGGCCUAAGACUAGCAGCGGAGUAG